Messenger RNA from Anolis sagrei ordinatus, 1544 nucleotides. RefSeq names its product ring finger protein 215 (gene RNF215). The record is from RefSeq and is a predicted model, not a curated record. Gene Ontology annotation, cellular component: plasma membrane. NCBI's taxonomy places the organism in Eukaryota, Metazoa, Chordata, Lepidosauria, Squamata, Anolidae. Gene Ontology annotation, biological process: Wnt receptor catabolic process; ubiquitin-dependent protein catabolic process. Gene Ontology annotation, molecular function: ubiquitin protein ligase activity; frizzled binding.
UGCCUGGCUUCCUUCCUGGCUUCCGCUGCGAUGGCGGCCUUGAGAGCGGCGCUGCCGGCCUCGCUGCUGUGCUGCUGGGCCCCCUUACGGGCUCCGGUGCUGCUCUCCUGCCUGCUGGGCCACUUGGGUGGCCUUCUGGCCUCCGCCGGCGCCGGGGGUGGAGAGGCCCGCGUGGAGGCCGUGCUUCUGGGCCAAGCGGGAGGCGCUCAGGGCGAGCCGGCCUCCUCCUCCGCCUUGGCUUUGCGCGGCGCCUGGCUCUCGACCGAGCAGCAGCAGGAGGAGGGAGCCCAGGAGGAAGCCUCUAUCCGGGGGAGCCUGGUCCUGGUGGGGGAUGCCGACCCCAAAGUGGAGGAGGAAGACAGCUGGAUCGGGGUGGUCCCUGUUGGUGAGGAUCAGGCAGAGGCCCCUCGAUGUGUUGCCAAGGAGGAGUCCUUCACCUCAGCUGUGGUCAGCAAGAUGAAGCGUGCCCUGGUCCUGGGCGCCUCGGCCCUCCUUAUCCUGGCCCUGAACCAGAACGCCCUCCGGGAGUUGGAUGUGUCUCAAGUCCUGUCCAAACCCGUGGUCCUGGUCCAGACUUCGGAGAACGUGACCAAGCUCUUUGGAGCCCUACUGCGAGGACUUCGGGCCACAGCGAAGAUUACUUACCAGGCAGUAUUGUUGGAUAAUGUGGGGGUGACACUGACUCUCUGGUCCACAUGUGGGCUCUCCCGGGGGGGCCUCUAUGGUGAGUGGCAGGGAGUCAUCUGCACAGGAGAGAACAGCUCCAGAGUCCAGAAGUACCUCCAGCAGCUGUGGAACGCCAUCUUGCUCAUCGCCUUGAUCCUGUGCACAGGGCUGGUCCUGCAGGCUCAGCGGCAGUCCCGGCACGACCAGAGGGAGCAAGACCCAGAGCCGGAUCUCAAACAGCACGUGGCACGAAGGCUGUUGGCGCUAAAAACGCGCCGCUACCAUCCGCCAGGGAAGCUGCCUCGUAGCUGGGCUCACGAGAUUGACUGCUGUGCCGUCUGCUUGGACCAGUUUCAUAAGAAUCAGUGUCUCCGGGUGCUGCCGUGUUUGCAUGAAUUUCACCGCGACUGCGUAGAUCCGUGGCUCCUUUUGCACCAGACCUGCCCUCUUUGCAAACACAACAUUUUAGGAAAUCGCUUCCAGGAGAGCUAGCAAGAUGGCUGCCUGUCCUUAAGGGCUUCCCAUGAGGCUUUGGCCAACAUGGUUGAAGCCGCUGCCUUGCCACAGAAGGACAGGCAAUGUGUGGAUGUGUCUCCAAUGUGUUUUGUCUCUUCUUGGGUUCGCUCGCUCAUAUCUCCGCCUUGGACAAACCCCUUGGUGCUGUUAUCCCCCUUGGACUAUGUCUCCCUACGACGGGAAAAGGACCUGAGUUGCCAUGGCUUCGGCAUCUUGGAGUUGUGGGUGGGUUCGGUGGCUUAUUUAUACUAAUUUAUUAUUAUUAUUAUUACUAUUACUAUUAUUACUAUUAUUAUUAGAGAGGAGGGGGCCACAAACCCCACCUCCAGCUAUACUAAUAAAACAAAUCUGGCACAAAAGGA